CUUUAUAAGACCCUGCAGAAAGCACAGAAAGUCGAAAACAAACCCGCAGUCGCUCUUCUUGCUCUUCUUGGCGACAUAUGGAAGUGGGUGGGUCGUGAUUAGACAAGCUGUGCCGCCAUUGGCCAGUUUUUACGCACAGGUUUAGUUUAAAAGUCUGGCGGUGACGCAAUCCUCUAAAGGAAAACAAUGUAGCGAUGAGCUUUUCUGCGCAACACUGUUCUACUGUGACUUUUAGGUUAUUCUAGUUUCUUUCUUUAUCGGUUUCAUUUUAGGGAACCAUGGUGACUAAGAGGAUCCGCUCAGAGUACAUGAAGAAGUUCAAAGACCCCAAAUGGGAGACGUUCAGUAAAUGCUACGAAGAGAUGUUGAAAUACAGGCUGACCCGCAGGCUGCUUGAACACUCGCACAAUCCCUGGUUUUGGGGAGGUUCGGACACUGAUUCAGAUUCUGGUGGAAGAAGUCCUACACCCGCGGGUAAGAACCAAACAAAAGAAGACGCAACCGAGCGAGAAGUGGAGGAGUGCGCAGCAGUAAGGUUGAACAAGGUGAAGGAGAGAGAGAGCGACCCCACAGCUGUACCCAGGCUUGUCCUGUCGGGAAAUGAGAACACAGUCCAAGAGGAGCUGGAAAGGGGGUGUGGUGGAGCUGAAGAGGUUAAUCAGAGAGGCCUACCUGUCCUACAAGGGAAACAGACACAAGAAACAACAGGUCCAAAAUCACAACUAACUUCUAGACAGGGUCGAAGUCAGCGAGUCAGACCUGUGCCAACGCAGCAGAUAAAGGAGGACAGUAAACAAAGCAGACAUCCCUUUGUUUUAUAUGCAUCAGGAGAGAAAGACUCUGACAUUGCAAGAAGGAAAACACACAACAUACGGCCUGCUGCUUCUACAAAAGAGAUUCACGAGUCAGCCCUGCGUGCAAAGACCCGGAGAGAAGUGGAAAGGCAGCUCCAGUCGCAGAGAGCAGAGCGCAGACGAGCCAAAUCUGCAGAUGUGGACAAGGCCAGGCUGAAGGUGGUGGCACCAGAGUAUAAUCCAUGGCUAACUGAGUACAUGCGCUGUUUCUCUGCUCGCUCUCGAUAGAAAGGGCAUCGUUAGGCUGCUAAUGUAUAGAAUUGUACCGUUUUCAGAUCAAAUCAAAAUGCCAUUGCUGCCUAUCACACAUGUGGUGUUGAUAUAUAUAAGUUAAGUUCAUAUCAAGUAUUUAAGUGAUUUUGCCGUAUAUACCAUCUUAUGUUAGCUUGGCCCGCUUAAAAGAAAGUAGGAGGAGCUGACUGGCUAAUCUUAUGUAGAAGCAUGGCACAAGGCAAUGAUUUACAGAAAAGUCUAAACGUAUAUAACAAAACACUCUUUCACAUGACGCAUUGCCAAGGUUUUAAUAUUAGUUUACUUAAUUUGCAUAGAUGAGGACCACAUUUUUCUGGCAGUUACUUGUAAUUGUUCCUCUCCAGUCAUUGCUCUGAAAAGCCACUUUCAGCUACUCUUGAUCAAGUGUAAAUAGAACAGUUUAAGUUUGACCUGUGAGUGUUACAAUUGUGAUAUUUCUUUGUGUAAUAAUGUAGGUUUACUUCCGUUAUAACCAUGUUUGAAGUGAUACAAAUUAGAUUUCAUCAUAAAAAUCCAUAACAGUAAACCGAGUUAACUGGUGCAGCUCUCUUUUAAAUGUGAAAGCUUUAUCUCUUGUGUUUUAACGCUUUAAAAUAUCCACAACUAGACAUUUCUUUAUAUUUUGUUAUUUGGAUUGGAGUAGUCUUCAGAACUUUAGUACUCGCUGGUUCCUGAUUUAAUGUGUGAUUUAAAAUGCUUUGUCUUUAUAGAAACUAUGAAAUAAGAGUUCUAAAUAUAUUGUGCCAAAAUUAUGUAAAUGUUCUGUACAAGACAAGUUGCAAAAAUAAUGGGACUAAAGAAACUUUCUGGUAUUUUUGCAUUUAAAGAAAAUAUGUCCAUUGUCUAGUCCAUUACUGAUAACAGAUUAAUCUUCAUUUGUACAUUUGUGUAACCAUUAAGGCAGUUUUGCAAAUUUUAAUUUAUCAUGAUUAUAAAUAUAUAUUUUUAAUCAAAAGGUCUACAGAGUCCUCGGCCAGUAAAACAUGUGAUUGGGAGCAGAGGUCAGACUUUAAAACACUAAAAGCCAUUUUUAUUUAUUUGACACGAUUGAAAUGAAAAGUGUGAUUGAUCACUGAGGAACAAUGUGUUUUUUUCUUUUUUCUUAUUAUGAAUAGUAUCAUUUUUGUCAUAUUGCCCAGAAAAAGUGUUGACAAUCAAUGAAAACUCAAUUAAAUUUUAGUUUAGUAUAAUUGCAGUGUUAGCUUGUUCUAUCUUACACUGAAACCCAUGUGAUGGAAAAUCAUUGGAUGAUUUGUUUCUUAAUAAUAAUAAUAAUAAUGUUUAGGUUGUUUAAUUGAAAUUGUAAAAUCUUUUCCACUGAACAUACAGUUUUAUAUUGAAUGGCACCAAAAAUGUCAAUAUACAUUUGUAAAAUCAUUGUUUUUUAUUUUAAAAACUUAAGCCUUUAUCAUACAGAAUAAA
This is a messenger RNA of Periophthalmus magnuspinnatus, 2528 nucleotides long. RefSeq names its product centriole, cilia and spindle-associated protein b (gene ccsapb). Gene Ontology annotation, molecular function: microtubule binding. Lineage: Eukaryota; Metazoa; Chordata; Actinopteri; Gobiiformes; Gobiidae. Bases 279 to 1082 code for a protein of 267 amino acids. The transcript is spliced from 4 exons. Gene Ontology annotation, biological process: regulation of mitotic spindle assembly. The record is from RefSeq and is a predicted model, not a curated record. Gene Ontology annotation, cellular component: ciliary transition zone; spindle; cytoskeleton.